UAUGGAUGAAGAUGGAGCGUGCACACUACAGUUCCCGACAUCUCGGCUCUCGCUUUUCUCCUCUCAUGUUUACGCAUGAGGCGCUUCUGCAGUGAGCCACUGGAUAUUGUUGUGCUUUAAGGUGUCCCCUCUCUCCUCGCUUCCCUUCCUCUUUCCUCUCCUCCUUCUCCGCUCUGUGUUCCAUAGAGACUCAGCCCGCUCAGAUGCACUCGGCGUUCUAGCAGUAGCAGCAGCAGUAGCGGGAGCGUCUCAAUGCAGGGGCAGCAAGAGCAUCCCGAUGGCCACCAGCGCAAGAGACUGCGCUAAGCAGACGACCAGCGCGCUCUUUCAUCCGUGCUUCUCAACCCCGAACCUCUAGCGAAGAGAGAAGUGCCCAAAUCCGUUUUAGGAUUAUCGUUUUCUUUUUUUUCUUUGUCCCUCUUUCUGUCUAUUCGAUGAGGAAGAAUUGAUGACGAUGGAUCGGCGAUGGUGGAUUUCCCUUUUGUGCGUCUAUGGACUGAUGUGCAUCGUUCAUUCCAGCAAUCAUAUGCCUCGAAAUGGAGACGCCUUGUCGCAGGCGAAGGCUGUUCGAGAUGCGAGCAGGUUCGUCGGGAAGGAGGACACGGUCCCUCUCCGUCUGCUCUACAGCAUGCACAACCACAGCCAAAUCACGCACGAUGUCAUCAGCACCAGGACUAGAGCCAGCUCCAGCCCCACACAGGGGAACCACGUGGCCCAAGCCAGCUUCCAGGUGGAUGCGUUUGGUGAGAAGUUCAUCUUGGAUGUUGAACUGAACCAUGAUCUCAUGUCUUCAAAGUACGUGGAGAGGCAUAUUUCAGAAAAUGGGAAGGCUGUCAUCUUCAAAGGAGGAGAACAUUGUUAUUACCAGGGGAGAGUGCAGGACAUCCCUGAAUCCUUCGUGGCCCUCUCCACCUGCCAUGGCCUGCAUGGGAUGUUCUUUGAUGGGAAUCACACCUACAUGAUCGAGCCUGGAGGAAAGGACGGCGUCAGCGGUGACGUCCAGAUCCACAUGAUCUAUAAAUCAGCAGGACAGGAGGCAGCAGCUUACUACCUUCCUAAUGUUGACCUCCCAGAGCCUCCUUUCCCCAGCCCUCCAUUUCCUGGGUCAAAGGUCGUCCACAGGAGGAAGAAGAGACAGGCCCCGUGGGUUGGAGGCAGUGUGGACGAGGAGACCAAGUACAUUGAGCUGAUGGUGAUCAACGACCAUCUGAUGUAUAAAAAGCAUCGUCUCUCUGUUGGUCAGACAAAUAACUACGCUAAGUCUGUGGUCAAUAUGGCUGAUAUGAUCUUCAAGGAGCAGCUCAACACCCGCAUCGUGCUGGUUGCCAUGGAGACAUGGGCAGCCGACAACCGGUUCAACAUCGACGAUGACCCCAUGGUGACCUUGAGGGAGUUCAUGAAGUACAGACGAGACUUCAUCAAAGAGAAGUGUGACUCUGUGCAUCUUUUCUCAGGGAACCGGUUCCAUAGCAACUGGGGAGGAGCUUCCUAUAUGGGAGGAGUCUGCUCUCUAACUAAAGGAGGUGGAGUCAAUGAGUAUGGGAAGACAGAUGAGAUGGCUAUAACCCUGGCCCAGUCUCUGGGACAAAACAUCGGCAUCUUCUCUGACAAGAAGAGGAUCCUCAACGGCGAGUGCAAGUGUGACGACCGUUGGUCUGGCUGCAUCAUGGACGAUGUUGGCUUCUACCUGCCCAAGAGGUUCUCCAACUGCAACGUGGAGGAGUACCACAACUUCCUCAACAGUGGGGGGGGAGCCUGUCUCUUCAACAAACCCCUCAAGCUGUUGGACCCUCCAGAGUGUGGGAAUGGUUUGGUGGAGCCAGGGGAGGAGUGUGACUGUGGCAGCCCAGCGGAGUGCGAGAGGGAGGGAGAGAAGUGCUGUCAGAAGUGUACACUCACACAAGGCUCAAAGUGUAGCGACGGACUCUGCUGUAACAACUGUCAGAUGGAGUUUAUGGGCGUGGUGUGUAGGGAGGCUGUGAAUGACUGUGAUAUUCCAGAGAACUGCACCGGUAACUCCAGCCAGUGUCCCCCGAACGUACACAAGAUGGACGGCUACUCAUGUGAAAAGGAUCAGGGUCGUUGCUUCAACGGGAGGUGCAAGACCAAAGACAGACAGUGCAAGUACCUGUGGGGAGAGAAGGCGACCGCUGCUGAGAAGUUCUGUUAUGAGAAGCUGAACAUCGAGGGGACAGAGAAGGGGAACUGUGGGAAGGACAAAGAAACAUGGGUCCAAUGCAACAAGCAAGACGUGCAUUGUGGGUACCUGCUGUGUUCCAACAUAUCGCCGGCCCCCCGACUAGGAGAGUUGCAGGGGGGACUGACGUCCUUCUCUGUCGCACAGCACAGCGCCUCGCUGGACUGCAGUGGGGGUCAUGUGAUGAUAGACGGGGACAGUGACCUGGGCUAUGUGGAGGAUGGGACGGCCUGUGGGACAGAGAGGGUCUGCUUCAACCACAAGUGUCUGCCCCUUCAGGAGUUCAACUUCAGCACCUGCCCUGGGACCACUGAGAAGACCAUCUGUUCUGGACACGGGAUUUGCAGUAACGAGCUGAAGUGUGUGUGUCACUUGGGUUGGGCUGGAGACGAUUGUAACUCCACGUCUUCUCUCAGCUACCUGGUGGUUGGACCCACUGCCUCUGCAUCAGGUAUCACCAGUACUAACAUCAUCAUCGGGGCCAUCGCUGGCUCCAUCCUGUUCCUGGCUCUCAUCCUGGCCGUCACCGCCUGGGGAUACAAGAGCUACAGACAGCGGUGCUACGUUGAGUCAGAGGUUCACAGAAGAUUCUGCCGGCAAAUGCCUCCGGGUGACUAUGUGAAGAAGCCUGGGGAUGCAGACUCGUUCUACAGUGACCUGGCCCCUGGGGUCAGCACCAACUCAGGCUGUAGCUCCAAGAAGAGGUCUGGCUGUCUGUCUAACCUGCAGAUAUACACGCUCUCUUUCACCCCCUCCAUCGCCUCCAUCUCACAAAACAUCUCUCUUUUCGCAUUCAGGUCUAAUGGUCUGUCCCACUCGUGGAGCGAGCGAAUCCCUGACGCCAAACACAUCUCUGACAUUUGUGAGAACGGACGACCCAGGAGCAACUCAUGGCAAGGAAAUCUGAGUGGAAAUCGCAAGAAGUCGAAAGGGAAGAAGUUCCGUCCUCGCUCCAACUCUACAGAGACGCUGUCCCCGGCGAAGUCGCCCACCUCUUCCACGGGGUCCAUUGCGUCCAGCCGGAGGUACCCUUAUCCCAUGCCCCCCCUCCCCGACGACCAGAGGAAGGCCAACAGGCAGAGUGCCAGGCUGUGGGAGACUUCAAUAUAACACUCCUGUUAUCUACUCUGCAAAUCUACUUAAGAACUACAUUUUCGUCCACUUUUCUACAAAUGAAAAUAAAAACAAGGCAAAAACAAAAUUGAAACAAAAUGACAAAAAAAGCACCUUGUAUGAAGAGAAGAGGGGAAGAUGAAGAAGAGGAGUGUAUGCGAGGUCCUCCAGACCUGACCUGCUCAGUAGGGGACGCUACAGGAGCCAGCUGUCAUUCCUACACUGACAAGCCUAGACAGAACGAGGCAAGACGAGAUUUCUCUUUCAGAUCAGCUGGAGAUCCAUCAGAGAUCAGCUCAUCACUCGUUGGUGGGGAAAAAGCAAAACUGUUGUCAUGGUAACGGUGCAGACAGAGAGGAGAGGCCUCGUUGGGGAUGUCUCCCCCACUCCCAACAUCCCCCCAGCUCCCACCACACUCUCCUAGCUCCUCCCUCAAACUGUCCCACCUUACCUUACUCACCUCUCCUCUCCAUGUCCCUGAUAACAAUCCUCGCCCCCCCAACCCCCCUCUAGCCCUGCCCCCAUGUAAACGCUCUCCUCUGAUUGGUGCUCCUCUUUGUUGAGGGGCGCGGACAGCUAUCAUAUCGGCAGAUUUCUUUACCAUUUUGAAGCACGCUGUUGAAUUACUGUAGAAAACUCCAACACUUAUGCAUGAGAACCCCCUGUUAAUCAACUCUUCCUAGUGUCAUAAAGAAGAAGAAGUCUGGGACGGACAGCAUGCGGGGGAUGGUGAUGUCAUACAUACUGUAGGCCUUUAAGCUUUCUUUACAUUAUAGGCUUCUUUUAUCUCGAUGAUCAGUGACUCAUUCAGUACUGUACCACACAUUAUACUAGCCAACAGCCCCUGACAUGGACCCUAGACCCUAGCCCCUAGCCCCUUCACCCUAGACGCUUGACCCUAGGUCCUAGACGCUAGCCCCUAGAACCUAGACACUAGACCCUAGCCCCUAGACACUAGACCCUAGAACCUAGACACUAGACCCUAGAACCUAGACACUAGACCCUAGGUCCUAGACACUAGACCCUAGGUCCUAGACACUAGACCCUAGGCCCUAGACCCUAGAACCUAGACACUAGACCCUAGGUCCUAGACACUAGACCCUAGGUCCUAGACACUAGACCCUAGACACUAGACCCUAUAACCUAGACCCUAGGUCCUAGACACUAUACCCUAGUUCCUAGACACUAGACCCUAGGUCCUAGACACUAGACACUAUACCCUAGAACCUAGACACUAGACCCUAGACACUAGACCCUAGAACCUAGACACUAGACCCUUGAACCUAGACACUAGAACCUAGACACUAGACCCUUGAACCUAGACACUAGACCCUAGGUCUUAGACGUUAGCCCCUAGAACCUAGACCCUAGACCCUAGACACUAGCCACUCCCUGUUCUCUUUCUUUCUCCCUGUCAGGUUUUCCUGAAGAAUUUGAUUAUUGUUGUAAAUAUGUACAGCUUAAAGACAGAGUAAUGUGUGUUUUUCUUUUUUACUGACUGAGAGGUGAAAGAUUAAGGGAUACUCCCUCUCUUCUCUCCUCCUCCUGCCGUGGUUUGUGUUAUAGACAGACGUGGUCUCUGUAGGUCUUUGUAGAGACCCUGCACUCGUUCUGUCUGUUCAUUUCUCGCUGAACUCUCUCUCUUCUCUCCCAUGUGGCUGUGUGAACACGCCAGCGUUCUUUUUCUUCCACAGCAGAAUGUACAAACAGUGUUCUCUUUCCGCUCUGUGUCAAUGUCAUCCCUUUCUCUGAGUAAUGCACACUCAGUCACAGCCCGUCAUAUUUAAGACAGUAAACUUAAGAAUGUAAUUUAUAACAUUAGCUGAGAAUUUGAUCAGUUUGGAUAUUGAUAAUGAUGAAUAUGAUUUGAAGUAAGAUAGUCCCAUGAGCCCUCCUUGUUAAAGAGGGGAGAGAACAAGUGUUUUUGUGUAGUUUUAGAUGUGAUAUACAUGACUUUUCAAAGUGUUCAUUUGGUCAUGGUGGUUUAGAGAAGUUGGAGAAAUGUCCUGUGACCUUAAGCAGUGCAUUCUCAUUCCUAGCUAUGGUCUGUGUGUACAGCAGAGGCGGACUGGCCAUCUGGCAUUUCAGACAAAUACCAGAUGAGCUGGUCCAUUUUUAGCAUAGUGGGCCUGUCUUACUUGGAUUUUUUGGGCAAAAUGAUCAUUAUCUGGCCAAUAAUGGGGGCCUCAAUUAAUAAAAUGGGCCGCGUGGGGGCCAGUGUGUUUAAAAUGCCAGGGCUGAUUUCUGGUCCCAGUCCGCCCCGGUGUACAGUAUGAGACCAGACAUAACAGAUAGAUACAACUGGAACCGACUACGCCACUGAGAUCCAAUUGGAUGAUGGUUUGUGUCAGACGAACUUGAGAAACUGGGAAUUGUUGGAUAAAAUGAUUCAAAUGUGCAUUUUUACUUUUGUUUUGUUUCCUACUGCAAGUUUGCCCUGCUGUCUGUUAAUGAUGACACGUCAUGUACAGUGCUUGCUGUUUGAGAUUUAUAAGACCAACAGAAUGACAGUGGAUCUACUAGCUAGCACUCUAUCGCUGUUCUCUAGUAAUCUGUCUGUGAGGCUGUAAUACGAAAUAAGCAUGUCAUUGAAAUACUUUUUCCUUGAUUGCCAAUUGCUGUUAUCUUCUUGGAUUUUCAUACCACAAACCCCAUUCCAGUAGUGAACAGGUUUUCAACAUAAUCAACCAGGUCUCAAACAUUUUCAUGAAUGUCCCGAGGAAUCUAGUGGUUUAAAUGUGGCUUAAGAUUCAGGUUCAGGUUCUUACCUACUCAGAGUAGGAUAAAGUGUCCCUAGUCACUGAUCCAAGGUCAGUUUUGUAUCUUACCACCCUGAUGGUAAAUGUCGUGAAUUGGGGAGUGGUAAGCUGAUCUUAGAUCUGUGGCUAAAGGGAAACUUCUCUGUACAGAAGUCACAACCCCCAUCCUGUAGUUACUGUACUGUCCAUAUCAGUUAGGUCUGCUGUAUGUUGUUAACUGCGUAUGCUUAAGUUUAAAAUGUGGGCACUGUUCGUUUUGAUUUUCUACUGUAUGCACUAUGACUGUAUAGAUAUUAAGAUCACCACAAUAUCACAUUAAUAUUGCUACUGUAUGACAAGUAUCAAGUAUUUUUUUUAACUCUUAAGUACCUUUAUAAUAUUCACUAUUUCUCAGUGUUGUGUACAGCCAUUAUUCAGACAGACCAACUGCGUUAUUGUUCUUCUGUGCAUUGAUGAGUGGAAUGGAAACAUGAUGCGGUAAUUUUAGUUUUUUAAAGCACACACUCGUCUCAGACCGCUCUGGCAUGUGCAGAUCUGUACAUGUCUUCUAUGGUAUGAGGAUGGGACGCAGCUAUGGCAACAUGGGGUGCAUUAUGCUAUAGAGAUCUGUGCAGGUGAGCUCUUGUUGACCAGAGCUCUCAUCCUCACUCUUGUCUUAUUUAAACUACGAUAUGAUUGGCUGGUGCUUAGUAACUUGAACUUUGACCCAGAGAUUCCCUAGGCUGUGGUAAUAUGAAAAUAAAGGAUCAUUCUUCUCAA
Molecule: messenger RNA, 6828 nt
Organism: Coregonus clupeaformis (lake whitefish)
Lineage: Eukaryota; Metazoa; Chordata; Actinopteri; Salmoniformes; Salmonidae
Product: disintegrin and metalloproteinase domain-containing protein 22-like
Exons: 30
Coding region: 449-3307 (952 amino acids)
Biological process (GO): proteolysis
Cellular component (GO): postsynaptic density membrane
Molecular function (GO): metalloendopeptidase activity
Source: RefSeq, a predicted model, not a curated record